AUGGCGGCGGGGCGGGUGUUCGCCUUCCGCGACGCGCGCUGGGCCCCGGACCCGGUGCUGGCGCCGAGCGCGGCCGUGCGCAGCCCUCAGCCGGUGCCGCUGGUGAUCGACAACGGCUCUUUCCAGACGCGGGCGGGUUGGGCCGCCGCCGACCCCUCGGUCCCCACCGAGCCCCUGCUGCGGUUCCGCUCGCUGGCGGCGCGCAGCCGCGGGGCGCGCGGGGCGGCCGGCGCCGAGACGCAGGUGGGCAACGACCUGGGCAGCCCCGAGCCGCUGCGCUGGCUGCUCCGUUCGCCCUUCGACCGCAACGUGCCCGUGCAGCUGGAGCUGCAGGAGCUGCUCUUCGACCACGUCUUCCAGCGCCUGGGGAUCUCCUCGCAGGGUUGCGUUGAUCAUCCAAUAGUUUUGACAGAAGCAGUGUGCAAUCCUUUGUAUUCAAGGCAAAUGAUGUCAGAGCUCCUCUUUGAAUGCUAUCAAGUUCCUAAAGUGUCCUAUGGUGUGGAUAGCUUGUACAGCUUUUACCACAACAGGAGGCAGAACUGGCCUUGCAGUGGGUUGGUGAUAUCUUCAGGCUAUCAGUGUACACAUAUUUUGCCAGUCCUAGAAGGGAGGUUGGAUGCUAAAAACUGCAAGCGUAUCAAUCUUGGAGGCUGUCAGGCAGCUGUGUACCUGCAGCGCCUCCUCCAGCUGAAGUACCCCGGGCACUUUGCUGCCAUCACUCUCAGUCGCAUGGAGGAAAUACUUCAUGAGCACAGCUACAUUGCGGAGGACUAUACAGAAGAACUACAGAAGUGGCGCUCACCAGAGUACUAUGAGAACAACGUGCACAAGAUGCAGCUGCCCUUCUCUAACAAACUCCUGGGGAGCACUCUGACAUCAGAAGAAAAGCAGGAGAGGCGGCAGCAGCAGUUACGUAGACUUCAGGAACUCAAUGCACGUCGUAGAGAAGAGAAGCUGCAGCUGGACCAGGAGAGGCUGGACAGGCUGCUCUAUGUACAGGAACUUCUGGAAGAUGGUCAAAUGGAUCAAUUCCACAAAGCUUUAGUGGAGCUGAACAUGGACUCUGCAGAGGAACUUCAGUCUUACAUCAACAAGUUGAGCCUGGCCAUUGAACAGACAAAACAAAAAAUCCUACAGGCAGAAGUCAAUAUCGAAGUGGAUGUUGUGGACAGCAAACCAGAGACCCCUGACUUGGAUCCACUCGGCAGCGAGCAGUCACUGGAAGAUGUUGAAAGUAUUAAUGAGUUUGAACCUUUAUUUGCUGAGGAACAACCUGAAGCUGAGAAGCCUGUUGCUGCAGUGCAGCCCGUGUUUAACCUGGCAGAAUACCACCAACUUUUUCUUGGCACUGAAAGAAUAAGGGCUCCAGAGAUCAUCUUCCAGCCCUCCCUGAUAGGAGAAGACCAAACUGGUAUAGCAGAAACGAUGCAGUAUGUCCUCGAAAGGUAUUCAAAAGAGCAACAAGCUGUUCUUGUGCAGAAUGUUUUUCUUACUGGUGGAAAUGCAAUGUACCCCGGACUAAAGGCCAGAGUCCAGAAAGAACUCCUCGAAAUGAGGCCAUUCCAGUCAUCUUUUCAGGUUCACCUUGCUUCCAGUCCCAUUUUAGAUGCCUGGUACGGGGCUCGGGAUUGGGCAGUGGAGCACAUGACCCGUGAGGAAGGUUGGAUUACCAGAAAAGACUAUGAAGAAAAAGGGGGAGAAUACCUCAAGGAGCACUGUGCCUCCAAUGUCUACGUGCCCAUUCGCCUUCCAAAGCAGGCCCCAAGGACUACAGAGGCAUUAGCACCCAGCAGGGCCCUGGCAGCUGGUCCAGGCAAUCCUUGUGAGCAGGCGUAGGAGUGAUGAGCUUUUGUCACAGUCCCUCCUGUGGAGGUAACAGUGCAAGGAAUAAAGCUAAUGCUCUGCAGCCUGAGCUGUGUGUGGAGCACAGGCCUUGUUGGCUGCUCUGAGAGUGCAAAGCAUCUCAUCUGUUGCUUGAAAGAGAUGUACUGCUCUAGAGCUGGAGCGAUUGUAAUGGGUUGUGCUGCUUCUGCAUAGCACGGGGAUGUGAAUCAACAAGGAGGAACGCAGGAGAAAUACAUUCCAGAGGAGAAUACUGUCUUAUGAACUUCUAUAAUAAGACUCGGGGUUAUUUGAAAAUGUUUGUGGAUAUUUUUUAAUUAAAAUGUACUGGUUGUA
Molecule: messenger RNA, 2178 nt
Organism: Lagopus leucura (white-tailed ptarmigan)
Lineage: Eukaryota; Metazoa; Chordata; Aves; Galliformes; Phasianidae
Gene: ACTR5
Product: actin related protein 5
Exons: 9
Coding region: 1-1836 (611 amino acids)
Biological process (GO): regulation of DNA-templated transcription
Cellular component (GO): Ino80 complex; cytoplasm
Source: RefSeq, a predicted model, not a curated record